AAGGCCAUUUAAAGUACCCAAAAAAAUUAAGAUUGUUAAAUGUAUUAGUCAUAAAACCUUCUCUACUGUUUGCUGAUUCUUACCAAACAAAUGUUCAAAGUUAGUCUCUAUGUUCACAUAGCCUAGUCCCCAUGCUUAUCCUACCCUCACAACAAAUUUGUGGACUUCCAUGAUCUUCUCCUUAUUGUCAGCCCCGUCGCUGGCCCAGGGUAACUGGGGCGACCGCCCUGGGCCCCCAAAAAAAAAGCCCAUGUUGCUGAAAUGAAGGACUGAAGUUUGAAGGCCCUAAAUAAAAAAAUAAAAAAAAAAAAAAAAACUUUAAAGAAGCGUUUAUUUCUUUCCCCUGACUUUCAAAUGCAAAUCCCUAAAAUCAUAAAUUAAGAUAUUCAAAGAAACGAUUUCUUUCCUAAUAUUCAGACAAUCUCCUCAACUUCUUUCCCCUAAUUUUCGGCCAUAAUAUUCUCUUUCCAAAGUAAUUUGAUUUCUCCAACAAAAACGUUUAAUCUUCAAUCUAAUCCCCAAGAUGUAUUUGUAUACAAUUUUCAAUUUCAGUCAGAUGAAUUGGGGUUGUUUCGAGAUUCAAUUGAAGAGGAAAACGAUCAAAAACGCUGUUUUCGAGUUGAAGAACAAUCAGAAGUUGGGGAAAAAAAUUGGGAAAAAAAUUCAAUUAAUUGGUUGAGUUUGGUUCCUUGGUGAAACAAUGGCUUCCGACUUCCGAGUUUCAGAUUAAUUGGUUGAUUUUCAACGAAUUUCAGAUUUGAGAUAUUAUUUGGAGUGCAAUUGUUCAAAUUGAGGCAUUGAGCAGAAUUUGGUGUUAAAUCUUCAAUUAUCAGGUGUUUUUGCUCUUUUUUAUACUUUUAUUAAUUUUCAUUAUUUCAUAUAAUGUUGCCUAGAAGAUAUUUAUCUGGUAAUGAAGUUGAAGUUACUAAAGAACUAUUUGAGAUCGUCAAUGUCACAAGAAAGGUUGAAUGGUCUAGCUACUUUAUGUAUUGAGAAAAAUAUGUUAGAACAUAUUGAUGUAGAAACGAUUAUUAGUGACUUUGCGUCCAGAAAUGCUCGUAGAAAUAUUUUCAUGUGAAUGUUUAGACUUUGAUUUCAAUCGUAAUAAAAUGUCUUUUUUUUAUCUUUUUUUUUUGCAUACCCAAAAAUUUCAAAAUUUUUUGGUACAUGUGAAAUAGGGCCCCAAUUUAUAUCUUUGCCCCGGGCCACUGAAAUCUCAGAAACGGGGCUGUUUAUUGUUCAGGUUUCUUAGGUCUAAUAAGUUUUUCGUUUGCUUAAAAAUAGAAAAGUGAAAAUUGUUAUUGCCUUAAUGUGGGUUGUGCUUAUCAUUCCUUAUCAAAUCAUGUGAAGAUCAUAUACCCAAAUUGUGUGACUUGUGAAGUGCCUAAAAUGUUGAAUAUUAUUUUGAUCGUAAGAUUUAUAAUUUUGAGGGCGAAAAAAUCUAAUCUUUCAAGACGAUUACAUGUAAUAUUGACAUUGUUUUUCUUCAAUUUCUUAAAUACAAAUUAACCAAAUUUCCUUGGGGCUUGUUUGUGAUCGUAUGUUGUUUUAAGUUUUCAAAAAAAAAAUAAAUCAAAAAUAGAAAACAAGAAAAAGUUGUUUCUACUUUUUUGUUUCCAAUUUUUCAAAUUAUCAUGAUUUUAUUAAGUUUGAACAAGUUUUGAUUCAUUAUUUGACAUACUCGUAUAAAGUGAUACCAAACGGAUCCUUACAUCUCCAUUGUCUCCUUUCAACCUUUUCUCGUCAUUCACUUCUUCCAAAAAACUAAUGAGUAAUGAAUCAAUUUGACAUGAAAGCAAAACCAAUGUUCAAAAAUACUUUCCUCGUUAACACUUAAAACACAAUUCAACAAGAAUCAUAAUAAAUUGCUCGAAUUAAAGCACAAACUACAUUCAAAAAGAGAAUGUAAAUAAGCAAAAGCAAAAAAGGAUUAAUUGGGUUAACACACUAUUUUCAAAUUAAAUUCACUUAAAAGUAAACCCAAUUAAUAAAUUCAAAUUAAAUUCACAUCAAAGCAAAUCCAAUUAAUCUUAUUCCCUAAAUUAAUUGGGUUUACUCACUACUCAAUUAGCCAAGAAAAAAGCACAAAAAAAAAACUAAAACCCCAGAAAAACUUAAAAACCCAAUUGGCAAUACCUCUUUAGGGUGAGUAGUGUAAGGGUGACUAGCACAUCUUGCAGCAUCCAACGCUUCAUCGAGGUCGAUACGAGUAGAGACGUCUCGGCUAAUGCGGUCACUGAUGACAAGACCAGCACUUUCGACACCCAUCUAGAGUUACCUACUGCAAUUUCUAUAUGAAUGUGUAUUUGAGGGUUGUAGGUAGUUUUAACAUACUAUCUAUUUUCUAUAUUUGUCAUAAUCUAAACUAUAUGCGCUCACUUAUCUACUCUAAAGCUUGCUAAAGUUUCUUGAACUAAAAUGUCUAACAGUAGUAGCUUGUUUGAUCAACUCCAUUGUCUUUUCCCCUAACACAUUACCGUAGUACUAGACAGGUUGAUUGACUGGAAUUUGAAGCAAUAGCUACCACCUAUUCCAGAUUGCACCAACAACUUUCCUGACAAGAAUCCGGGUUCUAAAAUGGACUCUGAAAGUGAUUUUCUUUGAAUAAGAUAUGCUACUGCACCAACAUGAAUAAGUUUCAUGAAAACUCCGAAACCCUAUUCGAAGAAAGGCACGAAUUCUGGGUUUUCAAUUCGACUCCGUUGAAGCUCAACUGGACUUCUGGGCGAAAUCGAACCCGAAGAGGCUCGAAGAGGUCCAACUCGAAUUCUGGGCGGAACUCAAGUCAACGAGGUCCCAACUCGAAUUGUUGGUGUAUCCAGGUUCUUUCUGAUUCAAUAUUUAAUUCGAUGCUAGGGUUGCAGUCCCAAUUCGGAUUUGUACCAACAAAGGUAAAAAUGAUUAUGGAAAUGUCAACGGGGAAUGGUAAGCGUAAGUGUACAAUGGCUAUGAAGGUUGGGGCUGAAGAUGAAGAGGGGUAUGGGCUCAGUAACAAGAGUAAUGUAUGUGAGCAGAAGACCAUGCCUUUGUAUCCAGAAUUGUUUAAGGAUGACGGAUUAAGCUAUGGAGGGGCCGUCAAAGGUAGGGCGGAGGUGAUGGCUGAACAUUCAAAGGCCAGAAGUCGGCCUCCUAACAUGGGUUGCCGCAUCGAGUCAUUUGGGCGCAUAUGUCAGAAAUUUGAUGACAGGCGAAGACGUUGGGUUUGUGAGAUGGGAUUUGGCAGUCUUUUACAUCUUGCUUUAGAUAUGCAUUUACCAAGGCAAUUGGCAUACUGGGUCAUGACACGGAUGGAUCCAAUCAGUAAAAUGCUUAGGAGUCCCAACGGACUUGAGUUUCGGUUUUCAAAGAAUCAGGUUCGGUGGGUACUAGGGAUACCAAUGGGUUCUAUAACUGUUCCUAGUACUAAAACCAUGACCCAACAUGAUCGUGUGAAGGUUCAGAGAUUUAUUCUCAAGUAUGGUAAAUCGUGGGAGUCCAAGUCUGGUAGACAAUCUGGUCAGGUGUACACGUCUGUAGGCAUACCAUUAAGUUCAGAUUUGGUGAAUCGGUUGGAGAGGUGCUUUGAUGCUGGAGAGGAAGAGGAAUUCAACACGUUGUUCUUGAUAAUUGCUUUAGAGAUGGUGUUGUGUCCCACGUAGUCACCUCGGGUUGCGUCUGACCUACUACCUGCAUAAGCUGCGCUAUGGAGGCAAUUGAGUACGAUUGGUGUUCUUUAGUGUUGUCGAAGUUGCUGGAGAGCGUACAAAAUUUUUCUCGACAUUUCUAUGCUAAUGGGUUUGCAAGUGGAUGCGGCGGGUGUGCAAUAUUUUUCGUGAUAUUUUACUUGGAUCGGUUGGAUAGGGAUCCUAUUCAAUGGGAUGUUUUUCCAAGAGUUAAAGAGUGGACAAUGCAGCAGAUUGGGAAGGCAGCAAAAUCAGACAAAUUGCUGUCCGGCGACUACGGGAAACUAGGGUUACUGUGCUCUGUUCCAAAGAAGAGACUAAGACGGUGGUUGUUGUCGUAUUUACUGUGCUCCGAAGAAGAGACUAAUACAGUGGUUGCUGCCGUAGUUACUAUGCUCCGAAGAGACUAAGACAGCGGUUUCUGCCGGAGCUUAAAAGGAAUUUUGGUUCGUCGGUAGUUCCGUGAAUUGUUUUCCGGCAGACGUCGCUUCCUUUGUCUUAAUUGAAGUUGGGAAGUCCCAUUUCUGAUCAUUAAUUUGAACUUGGCAAGAGGAAAUAAUGCCACGGAGGAGGACCAAUGGAUCACAAAUGGUGAGUUAUUGUUUGUUGAUAUUAACGAUUUUGUGUUUGCUGGAUUUUGGUAGUACCGGUUGUGUGUUGUAGUUGAAUUAAGGUGGCAAUUAUUUUUUUUGGCUUGUGUAGGGGCGGUCUAACGGGAACGAAGCGGAGCCAAGUAAGAAAGUAGCUAGUAAAGGGAAGAAGAAACAGAAAUCAAAUCCUGUUUUUGAGGAAGAGUAUUUACAGGACUCUGAUGAA
Messenger RNA from Chenopodium quinoa (quinoa), 4478 nucleotides. RefSeq lists its product as uncharacterized. Bases 2628 to 3638 code for a protein of 336 amino acids. The record is from RefSeq and is a predicted model, not a curated record. The transcript is spliced from 12 exons. NCBI's taxonomy places the organism in Eukaryota, Viridiplantae, Streptophyta, Magnoliopsida, Caryophyllales, Amaranthaceae.